This is a messenger RNA of Moneuplotes crassus, 1077 nucleotides long. The record is from the annotation of a GenBank genome assembly. NCBI's taxonomy places the organism in Eukaryota, Ciliophora, Spirotrichea, Euplotida, Euplotidae.
AAUAGAUGGCGCAAGAAAAUAUUGUGUCCCUGCCCAGAUAUUACUCAGGUGUCUGUGAAGAGAAAGGAGAGGAGUAUUUUGAUUACAGAUCUUAUGAACCAACUUUUUACUCCCAGGAAGGAUAUGAACUGAUCAAAAAGAUUGGCAGAGGCAAAUACUCUGAAGUCUAUGAAGGGAUAGAUGCGAAGAAUGACAACAGAAUAGUAGUAAAGAUCCUCAAGCCAGUAAAGGAUGAGAAGAUUAGAAGAGAGAUAAAAAUUCUGAAUGAUCUUAAGGGAGGAACUAAUGUAAUCCAGCUCCUUGAUGUUGUUAAAGAUGAAGCCUCAGGCACUCCUGCUCUCAUCACUGAAUUUGUUGAUACAGGUGACUAUGACUUCAGAGAGCUUUACUCAACCUUCACAGAUUUUGAUAUUCGUUACUAUAUGUAUGAGAUUCUGAAAGGACUUGACUAUUGUCACUCACAAGGAAUCAUUCAUAGAGAUAUCAAACCUCAUAAUGUAAUGAUCGAUCAUAACAAGAAGAAACUGAGGAUUAUUGAUUGGGGACUUGCUGAAUAUUACCUUCAAGGGGAGGAAUAUAAUGUCAGAGUUGCAUCAAGAUACUUCAAGGGUCCUGAAUUAUUAGUAGGAUAUAGAACCUACGAUUACUCUCUUGAUAUGUGGAGUCUAGGAUGCAUGCUUGCAGGGAUGAUUUUCAGAAAAGAACCAUUUUUCAAAGGGAAAUCUAAUCCUGACCAACUUGUCAAAAUAGUAAAAGUGCUUGGAACUGCUGCUCUUAAGAAAUACCUUAACAAGUAUCAAAUUGAGAUUGAUGAAGAAUUUGAGCACGAAUUGGGGUCUCACAAGAGAAAGUCAUGGGAUUGCUUUAUAAACUCAACUAAUAAAGAUUUGGUUACUGAAGAAGCUCUUGAUUUCUUGGAUAAACUCUUGCUUUACGAUCAUUCCAAGAGAAUUCUUCCAAAAGAAGCGAUGCUACAUCCAUAUUUCAAGCCAGUCAGAGAGGCAAUGAAAGAUGAGACAAUGAGUUAGAUUAUCCUGGUUAAAACAAUUGGACAUGCUUAUAAUUUCAAUCCAAAUU